Molecule: messenger RNA, 1228 nt
Organism: Malaya genurostris
Lineage: Eukaryota; Metazoa; Arthropoda; Insecta; Diptera; Culicidae
Product: putative odorant receptor 65c
Exons: 5
Coding region: 1-1044 (347 amino acids)
Biological process (GO): sensory perception of smell; detection of chemical stimulus involved in sensory perception of smell
Cellular component (GO): plasma membrane
Molecular function (GO): odorant binding; olfactory receptor activity
Source: RefSeq, a predicted model, not a curated record
AUGCUUUUAAAUUUUUGUACAAUACUUUGGGAUUUAUACGAUAUAUUCGACGAUUUCAUUCUGUUUGGCGAUAACAUGUGCAUUACAACCGGGAGUGCAUUGGUUUUAUUGAAAACUAGUUACCAUUAUUACUAUAGCGAAGAUUUCAAGAAAAUGUUCGAAAAACUGCAACAAUACUGUGAUGAAAAUAAUCAACGUGAGCAAACGAUUCGUGAUUUACAACGUAAAUAUUUCCUCGAAGAGAUAUUUAUCCUGAUUGUUUGCUUGUUCACGGGAACUUUAUUGAUUAUUGCCAUUUGCUGCCAUACACUGUUUGACAGGACCAUCCCGUAUCGCGCCAAAUUUCCAAUUGAAAUACAUUCAUCCCAAAGGCUAACGAUUGUGUUCCUUUUCCAAUUAAUCAUGUGCUGUUACUUCAUCUGGACGGUCGUAUUCAUAGACAGCAUUGGUGGACAGGUUCUGAAUCAGAUAUCACUGAAUUUUCACGUUCUGUGUAUGGAUUUUCAGAAAAUUGGCGAAGGGCUAAUUGCCAAUUCAAGAUCUGACGACAGACAAGCCAGGGAGGCAGAAAACUCAAAACUAAGACAAAAUUUAAAGGAACUAAUCCAACGGCAUCAGAAAUUAAUAAGUUUUGGAAAACAUGCGAACGCAAUUUACCAACCAAUACUUAUGAUUCAACUUGUAGCUAGUGUAUCUAUGCUUUGCCUGACUUCAUUUGAAGCAACUCUGACAAUGGAUAAUAUUGCCUUGUUCUCGAAGUUUGCGGUUUAUUCUAUAGGUUCAAUCGUUCAAAUUUUAUUUUGGUGCUAUUAUGGUAACAGAGUUUUCUAUAUGUCAUCAGCAAUCCACGAGGCGAUGGUGCAGUCUAACUGGAUCUCGGGCGACAUUUCUUUUCAGAAAGAUCUUAUUCUGGUAUUGAUGCGUGCCCGAAAGCCGUUCAGAUUUGAUGCUUGCGGUUAUUUUCCUAUCACGUAUGAAACUUUUAUAACUGUUUUGAGUCGUUCAUAUUCACUAUUUACACUAUGUAGAACAGUUAGUAAGUAAGUUGUAGGCAUGUAUUUUGUGGAAUACUAUUUAGAAUGGGAAUAGGCAUUCAUAUAAGUCCGAAGGAUAGACAUACUAGCAUAUAUGAACUAAGCAUGAAUUGAAACUUAUUAUUCCACCGAUUGAAUCGUUUAUAGCAGCUAUUCCCAAUAUGUGGUCCUGUAUUAUUACGGGUCCGAUAAUC